UAGCUCUCAGAUAAGCCCGGGCUUUUUCCCUUCUCCGAAACUUCUGGUAAAACGACUGCUCCACGGAAGUGACGACUGAAUAAAUGACAUUUCACAGACGCUGCGACCCUCUCCCACGAGCGUGUACCUAGCGUGCGCCGGUACCACUCACACCCAACGACGGUCCCGAACCGCACACGACGCCCGUCGUCCCGCCACCUGAGGGCCGAGCGCGGCACACGCGCAGGCGACGCGCACACCGGCUCGGGGACCCCAGACUGCAACGCGCCCCCUCGAGCACUAGGCGCCGCCACACGCGGGCACGCCCGCGCCCCGCCCACCUCGAAACUCCGUGAAAUCCGGCCUUGAGGCUCGGCUGUCCCUUCGUGCCUGGAGACUACGUUUCCCAGAAGAGACUGCGGCGACGACCCACUCGCGAGGCAGCAUCGGCGGUGCUUUGUGCGCCUGCGCCAUCUUCCGGCUCCAGGCGGCGGGCCCGCCGAUACCGAGGAGGAAACGCAGCCGGGGCUCCGCGGAGUGCGGCCACGGUGGCACCUGAACCCGGGGAGGCGGCAGCUCUGCCAUCUCAGGACUCUGCCCUUCCCAAGAGAGGAACCAGGAGGAGGACCCAUCAGCCCAUGAAAUUCUUAAAGUCAUGUCCCUUGAUUCAGACCUGUUCAGGGACGUGGCCGUAGUCUUCUCCCGAGAAGAAUGGGAACGGCUGGCUCCCGCUCAGAGGGUUUUGUACAGAGACGUGAUGCUGGAGACAUAUAGCAACCUGGUCUCACUGGGUCUUGCCAUCUACAAACCUGACGUGAUUUCCUUCUUGGAGCAAGGCAGAGAGCCCUGGCUGGUAGAGGAAGCAGCAGGAAGAAGCCGGUGUCCAGUCUUGGAGUCCAAGUUUGAUAGCCAGGCAUCCUCCCCAGAGCAGCACAUUUAUGAAAUGCAGUUACCACAGUGGGAGAUAAUGGAAAGCCUUACAAGUUACGGACUUGAGUGCUCGAGGUUUCAAGAUGAUUGGGAAUGCAGAAGCCAGUUUGAUGGACAACAGGGAAAUGCAGAUGGACAGCUGAGUCAAAUGGCGAUCAGUCGUGAAGAAAUACCUACUUUAAACCAAGAAACAUCCUUUCCUUUUUAUCAGAAAAUUCAUCCUGAAGAAAAACCUUAUGGAUAUAACAAAUGUAGAAAAGACUUCUGGCAGGAAGACUUCCUUAUUAAUCAUCAAGACAUUCAUGCUAAUGAGAAACCCUAUAAAUGUAAGGAAUGUGGCAAGGCCUUUAAAUAUGGCUCACGACUAAUUCAACAUGAGAAUAUUCAUUCUGGCAAGAAGCCCUAUGAAUGUAAUGAAUGUGGAAAGGCCUUCAAUUCCGGCUCAAAUUUCAUACAACAUCAGAGAGUUCAUACUGGUGAGAAACCUUAUGAAUGUAAGGAUUGUGCAAAGGCCUUUAGCCGAAGCUCACAGCUGAUUGAACAUCAGCGAAUUCAUACUGGUGAGAAGCCCUAUCAAUGUAAGGAAUGUGGCAAGGCCUUCAACAGGAUCUCACAUCUUAAAGUACAUUUAGAAUUCAUACUGGUGAAAAACCCUAUGCAUGCAAGGAGUGUGGGAAGACCUUUAGUCAUCGGUCUCAGCUGAUUCAACAUCAGACUAUUCAUACGGGCAAGAAACUCUAUGAAUGUAAGGAAUGUGGGAAGGCCUUUAACCAAGGCUCAACGCUUAUUAGACAUCAGAGAAUCCAUACUGGCGAGAAACCCUAUGACUGCAAGG
Molecule: messenger RNA, 1744 nt
Organism: Mustela lutreola (European mink)
Lineage: Eukaryota; Metazoa; Chordata; Mammalia; Carnivora; Mustelidae
Gene: ZNF582
Product: zinc finger protein 582
Biological process (GO): negative regulation of transcription by RNA polymerase II
Molecular function (GO): DNA-binding transcription repressor activity, RNA polymerase II-specific
Source: RefSeq, a predicted model, not a curated record